UAUGUUAGAAACAGGGAAAUUCGAAAAUGGCUUACAGGUUCCAACAAUGUGGGAGGAGAUUCGCCAUUUUGCAAAGAGUAUAAACGAUUACGACGUAAGAACAUUUACUAAAUUAACGUAACUCAAUUAUUAUUGUUAUGUAUGUAUAUAAACCCAGGAUACGUACAUAUAGACAAACUGUAAUAGCAUAUUAAUGAAGCUGUCCAUUCGCGUGCUACCGAUUGCUGCUACGAUAUUACAAUAAUUUGCCAAAUGUUUUCUGUCCUCGGUCAAAUUGCAAAGAAUUAUGCGAAAGACAUGAGAAAUACGAGAAAUAGAGAAUAAGGAAGGGAAGGAGAAAUCGGAGAGCCGAACGAUAAGGAAAAAAAUAGGGGGGAAGACAAGUAUUGAAAACAGAAAAGGUAGGGCUGUGCGCAUUUCGCGCAUGUCGGUAUGACUAAAGGGAGCAGAGAAACGAGUGAGAGGAAAGGAGCAGCAGUGAACAUCUAUCCGACAGAGGGAGAUAGUAAAAGAGGGAGGAGAACGGGGGAAAAAGUACUGGGAAAAGGAAAGCGAGGACUUCCUGGGUGGGUGGUUGAUCGUAGACUGACUAGGCAACUACUCGUAAUAAAUCGUGUGACGAGUAACACAUUGAAGCUCCGUCGUAUUUCGUUUUGCUUCGGUCGGCGAAACAACCUAUCAUCUCCUUCUAUUUAUUCAGAGUUCAAAGACACUUGGUGAGCGUAAGGAAUUUGUGUGAUUUUUACGCUCAAUUGCCAAAUCGAGUUCAAUAAUCGCAUCACUUCGAGAUGACAGGCGCGGACGAGGAAACGCAAGUAAACACUGAUACCUGCAAAAAUAUUCUUGUCGUAUUAUCUUGGAUCAUCGUGAUUCUUACUAUGCCAUUUUCCCUCUUCAUUUGCUUCAAGGUGGUGCAAGAAUACGAGAGAGCCGUGAUAUUUCGUCUAGGACGACUUCUGGCUGGUGGUGCUAAAGGACCCGGAAUCUUUUUCAUUCUGCCUUGUGUGGAUAAUUACGCACGUGUCGACCUACGUACACGAACGUACGAUGUACCACCUCAAGAAGUGUUGACGAAGGACAGCGUGACGGUAUCGGUUGACGCAGUAGUGUACUAUCGCGUGAACAAUGCGACGAUUUCGAUCACAAACGUUGAGAACGCUCAUCACAGCACUAAACUAUUGGCACAAACUACGCUUCGCAACAUGAUGGGAACCAGGCCGCUUCACGAGAUUCUCAGCGAACGCGAAACGAUCUCUGGGAACAUGCAGGUUUCCUUGGACGAAGCUACCGAUACGUGGGGAAUCAAAGUGGAACGAGUCGAAAUAAAAGAUGUGCGACUACCAGUGCAAUUACAAAGGGCCAUGGCUGCGGAAGCUGAAGCUGCUCGCGAAGCCCGUGCCAAGGUUAUCGCAGCAGAGGGUGAACAAAAGGCUAGUCGAGCAUUAAGGGAAGCUUCGGAGGUGAUCGGUGAUUCACCUGCCGCAUUGCAACUUCGUUACUUACAAACUUUAAACACUAUUUCAGCCGAGAAAAAUUCAACGAUCGUAUUCCCAUUGCCUAUCGAUAUGCUAACAUAUUUCAUGAAAGCAGCUGCCGGAAAGGACUCUUAAUAUCUCGAUACAAGCUAACAGUCUAUUAUCUCAUCAGAGUCAUCUACAAUCUUUUGUGCGUAAGGAAUGUGUGUAAUAUAUAAUUAACGCUAUAUAGCAUUAUGUACUGGAAAUCGACAUAACAAGGGGCAAGAAUACUUAAUUUUAUUGUUGGUACAAUGAAGAAAUAUUCGAUGAAAACGAGGUCAGCUCCGAAAGAAGUUACUCACCAUGUAUGGAUUACACCUAAUUGAUUCUCUAACCGACCGUGUACUUUUAUAGCGUACUUGACUUGAUCCUUUUUUCCAUCGAUUAUAGCAAAACGUUUUACAUCUCAUCACCACAUCACCGUAUCUGUCGACCAAUUUUAUAACACGUCAUACAAACAGUGGCUACAAAAAAUAUUGGCACACUAUUGUAUUUAUUAUAGCAUUUAUAUACUAAUUAAUCAAGUCCAAGUAUAUUAAAUUUCGUAUCAUUAGUAAGGGUAAUGGAAAUUAAUUUUACUCUUGUACUUAUUUAUUCAUGUAUGUUUCGUGCAUGUUCAUGCGUGUUCGCGUAUAAUAUAAUGUAAAGCAAUGUUUUAUAAGAAUUUUAUAAUCCAGGAGAAGAGGAACGAACCUCUUCGGAAUGUAAUCUUCGUUUUAUUGAACGAAAGUACAAAAAGAUUCACUUCGCACUCGUGAUAAUUAUGUAUGUGAACAUGUAACUUUUUUCUUCUACGACUCACAGUUUCAACAUAUGUUGUGAACGAUAUACAUGUAAGUAAUGUACAUAUGCUCAAUGUCCCUGUAUAUUUGUUAAUGAUACAAAGGACUGUUAAACAGA
Molecule: messenger RNA, 2417 nt
Organism: Bombus impatiens (common eastern bumble bee)
Lineage: Eukaryota; Metazoa; Arthropoda; Insecta; Hymenoptera; Apidae
Product: band 7 protein AGAP004871
Exons: 9
Coding region: 789-1610 (273 amino acids)
Cellular component (GO): plasma membrane
Source: RefSeq, a predicted model, not a curated record